Messenger RNA from Trypanosoma theileri, 309 nucleotides. Its product is annotated as Tbingi protein. NCBI's taxonomy places the organism in Eukaryota, Euglenozoa, Kinetoplastea, Trypanosomatida, Trypanosomatidae. The coding region runs from base 1 to 309 and encodes 102 amino acids. The transcript has a single exon. The record is from RefSeq and is a predicted model, not a curated record.
AUGCGGUCGUCAAUGUGUGUGAGUAAAUCAGGCCUAACUCUACACCGAAUGUCACGACACGGGUAUCAACCCAUUCGCGCGCACACCAGCCAACGCGACGAAUGCGAAGAAACAGCUCUGCAUCUCUUGAGUUGCCCCGCUCUUCAUCCACUGCGAGUUCGAUUUGCCAUCGUUGAUGAUAUACCCCUGAAGAAACUAUGUUUUUCUAAGCUGUUAGCAAAGUUCCUUAUUGCGGUGGAGCGGAACUACGCUAUGCCAGAGUCUUCACAACCAAGAAACCCUACGCAGCCUACCUCCCCACCUCUCUAA